AUGCGCUCCAGUUCACUAUUAUUGCUACUCUUACUGGGCAGCUGUUUGUCCCUAAAGGGGAAUGAUGAGAAGGGGCAUCGUUUGCGUUUGCGGAUGCCACGCGUUGUUGGCGGCGAGCGCAUCGAGGUGAAUAGUCAGCCGCAUAUUGUGAAUAUACGUCGACGCGGUCAACUUCAUUGCGGGGGAUCUUUGGUGACGCCGCGCUGCGUGCUCACCGCCGCUCACUGCCUGCCGGAGGAGGAGCACCAAAAGCCGACGGAUUAUGUGGUUCGUGGUGGCGUCACCUAUUUGAGGGAUAUACGCAAUGGCCGCCAUGUGCAACGUGUACUGCUGCCCAGGGGCUAUAAUCGCACCACACUGGAUAACGAUGUGGCGCUGCUGCAACUGCUGAAUCCGUUGCAGGGACCACAGAUCGGAACCAUACGCGUGGCCAGGCAACCACCUCGAGCCGGUAGCUAUGUCCGCAUCUCCGGCUGGGGAUUGACGGACGAGCGCUCGAUUCAGCUGCCCAAUCAGCUGCACAGCGUCCAGGUGAUGGUUCUGCCGCAACAGCAGUGCCAGCAGCUGUACGCCGGCUAUCGGAAUCUAACGGACAGUAUGUAUUGCGCCUCGGUGGCCGGACACAAGGAUGCCUGCCAUGCGGACUCUGGCGGACCGGCAGUUAACGCCGAUGGUCAGCUGGUGGGCAUUGUCUCCUGGGGCAGGGCGAAUCGUUGUGCCCGUGCGGAUAGUCCAGGGGUCUACACCAGUGUGGCGCAUCUGCACGACUGGAUAGCCUUUAACAUGGACAGAUAUUGCUACUGACCAAUCUCGUUUUAGCACUUUGAAUUCGA
This is a messenger RNA of Drosophila grimshawi, 833 nucleotides long. Its product is annotated as trypsin alpha-3. The coding region runs from base 1 to 804 and encodes 267 amino acids. The record is from RefSeq and is a predicted model, not a curated record. Lineage: Eukaryota; Metazoa; Arthropoda; Insecta; Diptera; Drosophilidae. The transcript has a single exon. Gene Ontology annotation, molecular function: serine-type endopeptidase activity. Gene Ontology annotation, biological process: proteolysis.